This is a messenger RNA of Cryptotermes secundus, 2672 nucleotides long. Its product is annotated as amiloride-sensitive sodium channel subunit beta-like. The transcript is spliced from 10 exons. NCBI's taxonomy places the organism in Eukaryota, Metazoa, Arthropoda, Insecta, Blattodea, Kalotermitidae. Gene Ontology annotation, molecular function: ligand-gated sodium channel activity. Gene Ontology annotation, biological process: sodium ion transmembrane transport. The coding region runs from base 125 to 1435 and encodes 436 amino acids. Gene Ontology annotation, cellular component: membrane. The record is from RefSeq and is a predicted model, not a curated record.
GUAUGUUUGAUAUUUCCUUGCUCUUCUGCAUGACAUAACUUCUAGAAUAUAAUUCACCACUGGGUAUAGACUUGUGUAAAACUUCUUUGGGCCUCAGUGACUUAACUGUCUGAGAUUUAUUUUUAUGUUGUUCUUAAAACAGUCUGGUGAUAAUGAAUCUUCCACCGAAAACACCCCAGUACAUGAGAAGAAGAGACUGAACCAGACCCAAUCAUUCAAUGACAUGAUGCAUUUUCUGGCAUUGUAUACCAACUUCUCCUCUGAGGUCAGGAAGCAACUUGGACAUGAAUUUAAGGAUUUCAUUCGUUCCUGCACCUUCAGUGGAAAAUCCUGCUUAAAUGAAACACUGUACUUUAACCAUGUCGUAAACAGUGCUUUUGGAAAUUGCUACACUUUCAGUACAGACAGAAAAACUGUCAUUCCAGGCAGAGAUUAUGGACUGUCCAUGGAGCUUUAUCUGGAUCAAGAGAAUUACCUGGGAGCAGGUCUGAGUCCACAGGCAGGAGCUCGACUUGUUGUGCACAGUGGGGAGCAUCAGGCCCUGCCAGAAGAGAAUGGCAUCACAGUCUCUCCCCAUACCGCAACUAGCAUUGCUCUGCUGGAGGUGCGAAUUAAACGUCUGAAACUGCCGUAUACUACCAACUGCUCUACCACUUGGGAUCAUACUUGGUAUGGAGCUCGGGUGAAUGGUGCUUUUGCUUACUCAUCAGAGAGAUGCCAAAGGAUUUGCUUGCAGUUUGCUUUUGAGGAGAGGUGUAACUGUUCGCAUCCAUCAUACAUGGACCUGCCAACAGGAUUUGUACCAUGUAAUCUCAUCUCAAGCAGUCUUGCUUAUGGUUGCUCAACAGACAUCUUGGAAGAAUUUGAAAACCAGAACAGACUUUGCAGUUGCAACAUGGAUUGCAGGGAGAUAAGUUAUGAGACCAAAAUAUCAACUGCAAUGUGGCCAACAGACAAUUACUGGUGCAAUCUAGCAAGUAAAUAUUCCUUGAUUGAAGAAUGUGAAAUAGCUGACCAUGAGUACGGAGGUAGAUCACACCAUCAAGAUAAACUGAAGAUUCAGAAUAACCUUCUCAAGAUUGAUGUUUAUUUUGAGAAUCUAAGGGUCAAGUCAGUUGAACAGAGUCCAACUUACAAGGUGCAAACAUUUGUUGGUUCUUUGGGUGGUGCUCUCAGCUUAUACCUGGGAAUUACACUGCUAAUGUUGGUUGAGGUUAUGGAAGCACUGUUCCGCCUCAUCUAUGGUUGCUGUGUGCAUUGCUGUCGGAGGAUGUUCACACCUUCACAGGUCUUUAAACCCGAUGUGUCAAAAUUUCACCAUCAACACCGGAAGACUAAAAUUAAGAUUGGCAGCAAACUACCACAACCAGUUUUCUUUACAGGUACAACAUAUAAAUUUAUUUCAAAUAUCUUGAUUUUAAUCUUGCUUCACUAAUUUAUAAAAUGACUGUUCAUAUAUCUGACUAUAAAUUCGAGUAGUAUUUUAUUUUAACUAAUGCAUAUGUAAGUACAAGCAGUUCUAUCACAUUCUAUCUUUUGACUCCAUCUGCAAAAAUUAUUUACCUAUAUGAAAUUCUGUUCAUAGAAUAUAAUACAAUUUAAUAUUGGACAUACAUGUUAACUAUAAAUUUAUACACAGCAUUUUGGGCAUAGAAUAAUAGAAGGUUUUUCAUCUUUUAUUAAUGACAUUCCUUGUCGUUCUGGAAAAUAUUAAAAAUUCAUUUGUAUAAAAUUUACAUGAUAUGUUAUGUACUUGAUUGCAGGUCGAUUUACUCCACCACAUCGACCAAUAAUCAGACCCAGAUAUGUAUGGUGAGCUGCUGAAAAUAUGCUAAAUAUUGAUGCAAUUUAAUAUGAAAUUUGGAUCUUAAGUUGGAAUGUUUAAACAUUCUUGUAAAAUUCAACACACCAGCUAGUUUUUUCGUGUACUUUACACCAGAUGCAUAUAUUUAUUUUUGUCAGUUUUAUGUUUAUCAUUUGUGGAUGUCAUAUUACAACAUAAAAUGGCAGUUAAACAAAGUAAUACUUGUAUGCCACAUAUUCAAAUAAUAUCCUGACCAUUUUCAAAUGUUAAGUGUUACAGCCAAAAGAAGUGGGGCAUAUUUUAUUUCCAUCACUGAUUAUUUUAUAUGCCUUUUGACAUAACACAAUAUGGUAAAAUUGUACAGUACUGUACAUAAGGUUCACAUAUUAUAAACAUUCACCAUUCUUGUUGUCCACACUAGACACUGCAGUUUAACAUGGUUCAACACGUCGUAAAAAGGGAUUUAAUUUAAGUUGGAACUGAAUCAUAGAAGAAAAACAAUGAAUAAAAAAAAACUCUUAAAAAACAAUAGAAGAAAUAUAUCAGAACUUUGAAAGCUGUGUUUAUAUUUGUCUGUAUGAAAGAAUUUAAACCAUGACAGAAUCUUUACAUAAAAAUGAAAACAAUUAUAAAAUUUUGGGUAGGCUAAAAAGAACAAUGUGCGGUGUAACCUGUAUAUGCAACUAUACUGACAAACACUGAUAACAGAAAAAGAGGGACAAACUGAUCUGCUGUAGAAAACUGUUGGUUAUAUGUCAUUGUGAGUUAAGGAUAUUUCAAUAAACGAGUAUUGUCACUUGUUUAAUGAUUAAAUACAGGGUUUGGAUUGGUAAUUUGAUUUACUGAGCUCUUACAAACUGUAGUUAUA